AGUCAACGCGUUUAUGUCAUCUUCAUGAGACGCACUUGUACUUCUUCGCAAGCAGGGCGGCUGCUAGCAUAUAUUGUUGUUUUCCAAGUAUGGCAACCAAUAAAAAAGGGAAGAAAGUUGUGAAUCAGGAGGAACUUCGGCGUUUGAUGAGAGAAAAACAAAGGCAAACAGCAGAUAAGAAACGUGUCGAGUCUCCGUUUGCUAAAUACAACAGUCUCGGCCACCUCAGCUGUACUUUGUGCAAUGUGCAUGUGAAAAACGAACUUGUGUGGCCAGCUCAUAUUCUUGGAAAACAGCACAAAGAAAAUGUUGCUGAGCUUAAAGCAGCAAAAGAAGCCCCGCAAAGUCAACAACUGAAGAGGAAAGCUCCGGAAAACGAGGACGUUAACGUUAAAAAGAUAAAACCCACGCAGGGCACCAGCCAGUCCGCGGCAGGGCUUCCUGCAGACUUCUGGGAAAAACCCAGCGACAGAGAGGUCGGUGGCACUCAUAAGACUUCUGGUCUGAGUCUGCUAGCUGGAGUUUAUGAGGACGACGACGAUGAAGAAGAUGCUGGUGCAGAAACCACAAAUCCUCCUGAACCAUCUGGACUUCCUGCUGAUUUCUUUGACAGCUCGAUCCCAUCCACGCCUUCUAUCUCCCACUCAGGAUCCAUCGUCAAAGCAGAUACUCCAGAGAAGACCACAGAAAAAAAGGAUAACACCGCCGAGGCUCUACCUGAGGGCUUCUUCGACGAUCCAGUAAGGGAUGCCAAAGUGCGCAACGUGGACCCACCCAAAGAUCAAAUGGACAAAGAGUGGGAAGAGUUUCAGAAGGAGAUCAGACAGGUAAACACCAAGUCAGAGGCGAUCGUAGCUGAGGAGGACGAAGAGGGGCGACUGGAGCGACAGAUUGACGAAAUUGAUGAACAAAUUGAGUGUUAUAAAAGGGUCGAACUACUGAGAGACAAGCGGGAUGUAGUGAAGAACAGACCUCUCACCAGGAAGGACGAACAAAUGGAGACUGAUGUCAGUAUUGAGGAGGGAGAGGAGGAUGAAGAGGAGCUGCUGGGGCUUCUGUCCCGGGACUGGAGGGCCAAAGGGGCACUGGCAUAAGUACACCCAGGACUGAUGUACUGAGAGAUAAAAAACCAGGCCGGACUGAUCACUAUUUCCUCCAAGCUGUUGACAUAACUGAUGUUUUGCAAGUGUGUCAGAAAACUGUAAAUGUGUUAAAAUACUGCACGUAGUUGUAAAGUUAAAACUGGAUAAUGCAGUAAUGACUAACAAUUUCAAGUAAAACUGUGCCACACGUAGACAACUUCUCGGUUCAUGACUUGAUAAACGGACACACAACUGA
Sphaeramia orbicularis (orbiculate cardinalfish) is the source of this 1338-nucleotide messenger RNA. RefSeq names its product zinc finger protein 830 (gene znf830). The coding region runs from base 90 to 1094 and encodes 334 amino acids. Gene Ontology annotation, biological process: mitotic DNA damage checkpoint signaling; nuclear DNA replication; mitotic DNA replication checkpoint signaling. The record is from RefSeq and is a predicted model, not a curated record. Lineage: Eukaryota; Metazoa; Chordata; Actinopteri; Kurtiformes; Apogonidae. Gene Ontology annotation, cellular component: spliceosomal complex; nucleus. The transcript has a single exon. Gene Ontology annotation, molecular function: nucleic acid binding; zinc ion binding.